AAAUGUACUUCGGCCACUACCACUCGACUUUCUCUCCUUAAGAUCAUAAACUGACUGACUGCAAAACUCUCCUAUCCUUCUUUUUUCUGCUCUUUUUUUUCUUCUUCUCGCAUAGCGGCAAGCCGCUAUUCUUGUGAUCACGCGAUUUUGCAUAACGGGAUGCCGUUAUUACUACACUCGUGGCAAAAGCAGACCGACAGACCCCCUCCCUGCCUUUGUUCGCGGACGUUACAAGUCUUCUUUGAAAAUUAUUUAUGUAUGCUGCAGUGUUCAAGUUUAUGAUGAUUGAAUGUUUUCUUUUCAUUUAUUUUUCUUUUCAUUUAUGUUUCUCUCAAAAACUUUCAAAAAUUUCAAUACAGCAAUAUAACCAUGGCUGGCAUAACAACUUCACACACGGGAAUGCGUAAAAAACUGGUUGAAAUUAUUGAAAAUAGUCCGGCAACAGCACAUGAAUCAAUCGAAGUUACUAAAGGACUGCGUAAUGUUGUUGGAUGGUUGAAACAGGCAUCCAUAGAGAUACGCGAAGCUGGAAAGCGGGCAGCCACCCAGAUAAAAAAUUCAGAUCCGAACUUCCUAUCGCAUGAGUUCGAUUUGAAUGAACAAGCAACUUUAGUCUCAUUCGAGGAUCAAUCAGAAUUGAAAUCACAUGAAAAUCCCGGACGACGACAUCACUCACACUCACGAAGUCACCCACAGAGUCCCCGAGCCAGAAGCCGUGAUAUAGAUAAUUUCGUAGCUGACUAUCAUCGCUCUGUGUCAGUUAUAUCACAAUUAGAAAAAUCGAGAAUUCUAAUGAAAAUGGAAUCAUAUAAUAAGCCCUUGACAAUAUUACAUUAUAAUGAUGUUUAUAAUGUCGACACUACCACUGAAGUGGAACCUAUUGGAGGGGCAGCAAGGUUUUGUACAGCUAUGAAAACAUUUAAAGAUGAAAAUCCUUUGGUUUUGUUUAGCGGCGACAUAUUUUCACCUAGCAUGUUAAGUACGUUUACACAGGGUGAACAAAUGAUUCCCGUAUUGAACGCUUUGGGUACACAUUGCGCAGUAUUUGGCAACCAUGAUUUUGACCACGGGUUGGAUGUGCUUGUUGACUUAAUAAAACAGACCAAUUUUCCCUGGUUAAUGUCAAAUGUUGUGGAUAACGAAACAGGCCGACCGCUUGGUGGUGGUAAAAUCUCGCAUUUCAUUUUUCAUAAUCACAUAUCGAUUGGUUUAAUUGGCUUGGUGGAAAAAGAAUGGCUGGAAACAUUGCCUACGAUCGAUCCGAAAGAAGUUACAUUUAUAGACUACGUGGACGCUGGUAUUAAAUUAGCUGCCGAAUUGCGUAAUGAAGGAUGUGAACUUAUAAUAGCUCUCACUCAUAUGCGAACUCCCAAUGACAUCAAUUUAGCUGAAAAUUGCCCAAAUAUUGACUUGAUUUUGGGCGGUCACGAUCACGUAUAUGAAACCAAAGAAGUUAAUGGCGUCAAAAUCAUUAAAUCAGGCACAGAUUUUAAGCAAUUUUCAAAAAUAACACUGCUUCCUAAAAGAAACGACAAAGGAAAAAUCACAGUAGAUGUGGAAGCCGUAGAUGUCACAUCCGAAUUUCCGGAAGAUACCGAACUCAAGGAUGAAUUGGCUAAAUACUCCGAUCUUAUAGAAGUCAAAAUGACUGAAAUAUUGGGUACUUUCACUGUAGAACUAGACGGGCGCUUUGCGGCUGUACGUACGCAGGAAACCAAUUUGGGUGAUUGGGUGUGUGACGUCGUAUUAGCUGCCACCGGAGCUGAUAUCGUUAUUAUAAAUUCGGGCACCUUUCGUUCCGAUCAAAUACAUCCAGCUGGACCUUUUACUAUGCGAGAUUUAGUGAACAUAAUACCCAUGCGCGAUCCUUUAGUGUUGAUUGAAAUAACGGGCCGCUGUCUGCAUGAAUCUUUGGAAAAUGCUGUAUCUGGUUACCCCAAAUUAGAGGGACGCUUUCCUCAAGUAUCUGGAGUAACUUUUGCAUUUGAUCCAAGCAAACCUACAGGUCACAGGGUUGACCCUCAGUUAAUACAAAUAGGUGACGAGUACCUGAACAUGGAACAAACAUACAAAGCUUGUAUUAAGAGCUAUCUCUAUAAUGGCUGUGAUGGUUUUACCAUGUUUAAGGAAGCGAAAGUGUUGAUGGAUGACGAUUCAUGUCCGGAAUUGGGUUUAACAGUACAGAAUCAUUUCAAAGCGAUUAAUAUGCGCACCGGGAAAAGUGGUCACCACACUAAACAUCGACAGUCGUUAGUAGCAUUAUCCCGACGGCAUAGCAUGGUACAAAUGUUAGAUAAUCUUGAUUUGGAUGGCCCAUCGCCAAUACGUAAGCUAUCCGUAGGCCAUCAGCAGGUUAAAUCUACAGACUUAGCAAGUACAUCUAACAAUAGAACGUUAAGGCGAGCUUCCCUGGACGAUUUAGAACAAGCCAGCUGUCAAUUAGCUCCCAAAGUACAACAUCGUAUUAUACGUAUAUUAAAUCAAGACCAUUACAAUCAACUGUUGAUGAAGAAAGAGACUUCAAUUAAAAAUGAAAUAAUUACAGAGGUUGAAGAUGAGUAAAAACCAAGUGAAGUAGCCUAAAAUAUUGGUUUACAUUGAAUAAUGAUUAAUACUUUUUAUAUAUACGUUUGUUGAUAUUUUGACAUUCUACAUUCUCUCUAAUCAUUUGAACAGUUCUUAAAUCAGUUAAUUUUAUUUUUAUGAUUUGCAAAAAAAAAUCGAAGUAUGUAAGGACUUUUUUUACUUUUAGAUGCAAAAUGAAAUUUUAUUUGGUCAGGAAAUAUUCUUAAGAGCAGAGACAUUCUAAGAGAAACAAAAAGGAAAACUUUACGUCCAAACAUAACAUACAUAACAUGACAUAAUAUGUUUAGGAAAGAACGUCUAAGAAAAUAUUUUAAGUUAAGUUUAGUAAAACAAGGCUACUAAUAAAUAUGUUUUUGGAAAAAUAGGUGCGCGGUUCAGGAGAAAAAAGCACAAUUAGCAAUAUGUACAUAUGAUUGCCUGCUAAAACAUUACUAAAAAACAGACGCAUCUAAAUAUAUAGAUCGUAGAUACACAUAUAUGUGCAACGUUUAGAGCAAAAAAGAAAAAACCCUCUAUCUCAACAAUUUUAGAUAAACUCAUAUUUCAUCUAACCUUCCACGUUUAGCUUAAUUUUAUUCGAGUUUUAAGAUUUUGAACAUAAGCAGAUAUAUUAAAAAUGUUAUAUAUAGAUAAGCACAUAUAGAAAUAAGAAACAUCAGUUUUCAUGUUUUUAAGUUCAUACGAUUUGUAAACUGCUGUUUUCUACAAAGUAAUGGCUCGGCAUAUUGUGUACAAUUUGUAGAAGAUUUCUAAAACUACGAUAUGGUAUAAACUAUAUGUGAUAUAAAAAAUGGAAAACAAAUGUUCUUUUUAUAAAAAGUCCCCGAACGGUAUAAUUGCUUGAAAGCACAACAUAUCUCUACAGAAUUAAUAAGAAAAUAGAAUGAAGACUAUUUCAAACAAACCUAUUCAGUCACAAAUAGGAAUGUUCAAUGGGUGGUAUGUAAAAACACCUGUAUGAAUGUUUAUAAAUCAAUGGAUGAUAUACAGAUUAGAAAUAAAAACAGCUGUAGAAUCAUUGGGUGGUAUACAGAUUAGAAAUAAAAACCUGUAUGAAUGUUUACAAAUGAAUGGGUGGUAUAUACAUUAGAAAUAGAAACAGCUGUAGAAUCAAUAGGUGGUGUACAGAUUAGAACAAAUACUAAAUUUAACAGACCGGGAGUACCCGUAUGUUUGUCUUCUUCUUCUGUUAUUCAGCAAAUUAACCGAAAAUUGGCUAGCAUUUGUAAAAAAGGCCCAUUAUGUACACAGAAUUCUUUGUUUAGGCAGUAGUAAAGUUGGGGCGACGUAAUUAUUUAUUAAUUUUAGCGUUUAUUUGAUUAAAAAUUUUGUUAGUUUUGCAUGUUAUACGUCCGCAAUGUUAUUGUUAUUUAUUAAAAUACGCAUAUUAGUCGCUUGUCACGUAGGAUAGAAUAAAAGAGCGAGGAGUAAAUUCCGAUGUGUAAGAUGUAAUGUGGUAUAUGAAUAUAAAAAAUUAUAUAAACGAAUUGAUGGGUGUGAGAGUAAGAAAGUGUAAAAGAGAAUAGUUUCAUAAAUUGACAUUAAAAGCUUAUAUGUUUUAUUGAAUGGUUGAAAAAGAGAAAAUACUGCGGCGCAAGGUGUCAAACUGCGAGAAUGCUAAAUCUCAAGGAUGGUGUGGUCACGAAUGUCAUAUAUACUCAAAUUGCGAAGUGGCGAACAGAAGUGGUAACAUUUUAAUCAGCCAAGAAGGAUCGGAGCACCAAGAAAUACCACAAAUGGAUUUCAAUACAUUAAAACAUUGGCGGUUUUGUCAAUGUAAGCUCUUGGGGAAAGUUUCGAGUGUAAAACAAAGCCUAAAAAGUCAAAUGUUUUAACAAAUUGAACAGAAGAAGCAUAGAUGAGCAAAGGAGUGACCAUGGAAUCUCUUCUGAUUUUUUGAAAAGACUAAGCAUUUAAUCUUAUUGAGUGAAAGUGUAACCUAAAAUAAUUCAAGACGAAAGAAAACAAUGUUGAGGGCAGAUUGUAAAUUGCGCCUACACAAAUCAGAGUUGGAUCAGAGUUUGAACUAAAAAUUGAUAAGAUUGUCAGUAUAGAGCAGGAUUGAGAUGUUUUAAGAUGUUCUAAAAAAGAUGUUCUUUGUACAAAAAUAUCAUCAUUGUUAAUUAACAUAUUCUUAUAGAGAAAGAGGUUAUACAACAAAUUACAGAAUUUGGUGGAGAUUUUUAAAGAGGAAAGGAUAGGUUUUAAGAUGUUGAUAUUGACAGAAUCAAACACUGAGGUCAUGUUCAGAAAGCAGGCGAUGAGAAUGUGGUUCUUAGCAAACGCCGAACUUAUUGCUGACCGCAAAAUGACGUCUUAGGCGGAUCUGUAAUGUGCGAAACCAAAUUGAAGAUUGUUGAAGAUAUGUUGGACUCAAGAUACCAUUCAAGACGUGAGUAUAACACUUUCUCAAAAAAUUUUUUAAGGAUGAAAACUAAAGCAAUAUCUCUGUAGGAAGUAAGAUUAACUGGCGAGUUAUUCUUUUUUCUUACAGUGAAGAUUUGAAAAUUCUUUUAGAUUAAUCUACUUUCAGUAUUUAAGAUUCUAAGGUGAUUGUUACGAAUACCAUCUAAGCCCGGAGCCGGGUCUUUUGAGAGAUUAAUAACUUCAUCGAGCUCGGAGAGAGAUAUGUCGUUUAAGAAAAAAUUGUCAGGUUCCUCAUCGAGCGAAACGGAGGACAAGAAGGCCUAGCAAGUUUGUCAUAGAACUAGUUUAAGAGUUGUGAGCGAAUGGAACAACGGGAGGAAGUGAUACCUCCAAAAAUUCUGAGAGUACGCCAAAGGUCUAAGGUUGACAUGUCACUAUUGACAUUUUCACGAAAUUUUUUCCAAUCUUUACGCUUUUCUAGUCUGAAAAUAUAAGUAUAUAUUUUUUUUCUAAUACCGGCCAAAAAUUUGAAAUAGAUACUACAAGGAGAUCUUUUGCAUUUGUUUAGAGCGAGUCUAACUUUGACGAAGAAUCGAUUGCAUGCGGUGUUCCACCAACGAUUAGGAGAGUAGGAUUUUUUAGACAACUUUCGGUUCAGAGCAUCAGUGAAAGACUUUAUAAAAAUCUAUCAAAGAAAGAACUCGAAAAGUCAUUUGUAAAUGACGUUGGUCGGUUGUUUGUGUAAGGUUGUUUCAUUUAUUGAAUAAUUAAAAUAAAUUAGGAAAGAAUAAAUGGUGAAAAGCCACCAAUUCUGCUAAAUGAAUAAAUGGUGGAAAAGCACUGUACCAAUUCUGUUAAAUGAUAA
Messenger RNA from Glossina fuscipes, 5818 nucleotides. Its product is annotated as mannosylglucosyl-3-phosphoglycerate phosphatase. NCBI's taxonomy places the organism in Eukaryota, Metazoa, Arthropoda, Insecta, Diptera, Glossinidae. The record is from RefSeq and is a predicted model, not a curated record. Gene Ontology annotation, biological process: nucleotide catabolic process. Gene Ontology annotation, molecular function: hydrolase activity. Bases 370 to 2562 code for a protein of 730 amino acids. The transcript is spliced from 6 exons.